AUGGCUGCUUUCUUUCAACAAAUGGCUGGAAACGUGCAAGCACAACCACCAGUUCAACCCCAAUCUCCAGUAAGACAAUAUGAAAAGUUGAUGAAGUAUGGAGCAACAGAAUUUAAGGGCACAACAUAUCCUCUAGAAGCAAAACAAUGGUUAGAGAGGAUGGAAAGGCCUCCAGUCCUGACCUGGGGAGAUUUCCUCAAAGAAUUCAGACAGAAGUAUGUCCCAGAUACACAUGUUGACAUGAAGCUUCAGGAGUUCUUGAGUUUGAAGCAAGGAAAUAGAAAUAUAGCUAAGUAUGAGAGAGAAUUCUCCUAUCUAAGCCACUAUACGGGGAGUCUACUUACCAUCAGCAGGUACAGAUGCAAGAGAUUUGAAGCUGGUUUGAGGCCUAGUAUAAGGUUGCAAGUAGUUGGGUUCUGGCAUGAGAACUUCUCUGAAUUGAUAUCUCAAGCCCUUAAGUUAGAAAGGAUAGAAGUGGAAGGGGCAACUGAGAAGGGAGAAAAGGAAAAAGGGGUGAAGACUGGUGGCUAG
This is a messenger RNA of Hevea brasiliensis (rubber tree), 531 nucleotides long. RefSeq lists its product as uncharacterized. Bases 1 to 531 code for a protein of 176 amino acids. The record is from RefSeq and is a predicted model, not a curated record. The transcript is spliced from 2 exons. Lineage: Eukaryota; Viridiplantae; Streptophyta; Magnoliopsida; Malpighiales; Euphorbiaceae.